Molecule: messenger RNA, 2110 nt
Organism: Eleginops maclovinus (Patagonian blennie)
Lineage: Eukaryota; Metazoa; Chordata; Actinopteri; Perciformes; Eleginopidae
Gene: slc52a3-1
Product: solute carrier family 52 member 3-1
Exons: 5
Coding region: 283-1602 (439 amino acids)
Biological process (GO): riboflavin transport
Cellular component (GO): plasma membrane
Molecular function (GO): riboflavin transmembrane transporter activity
Source: RefSeq, a predicted model, not a curated record
CACUAGCCACAAGCCCCGGCUGUUCCUCAUGGAGGUCUGACGGCUCCACAACCCGCACACACUCGUGAGUACCUGAGCGCGUGAGAGGCAGACUAUGGGAUGUUUGAAGCAUCCACUUGUGAUGUCAUCACCUGACAUGUUUUUAUACUGAUGACGAGGCGAGCUUCACCUGUGUGUUUGUGGUGUCAUGUGAUCAGGGUGUGACACAGAGCAGAGCAGGGACAUUUUUGGAGGGUUCUCCUUCCUCCUCUCCUUCCUCUCCUCCUCCCCCCCCCCCCAAGGAUGACUCUGCUGGUGCACCUCCUCUCUUGUGUGUUCGGGCUGGGUUCCUGGGUGGCGGUGAACGGUGUGUGGGUGGAGCUCCCUCUGCUGGUGACCUCCCUCCCUGAGGGGUGGCUCCUCCCCUCUUACCUCACCCUCAUCAUCCAGCUGGCCAACCUGGGCCCCCUGCUGGUGACGCUGCUGCACCGCCUGACCCCCGGCCGGCUCCACGAACCCGCCGUCAUCUCCUGCCUCCUCUGCCUCGGCGUCACCUCCUGCAUCCUGCUGGCCUUCUUCUGGGACCGCACCACUGUGGUGGGGGGGGGGCCGCACAGCACCGCCUUCUUCGUCCUCACCUUCUUCCUGUCUCUGGUGGACUGCACCUCCUCCGUGACCUUCCUGCCCUUCAUGAUGCAGCUGCCAGAAGAGUACGUCAGCAGCUUCUUCGUGGGGGAGGGUCUGAGUGGCUUCCUACCCGCCGCCGCGGCUCUGGCUCAGAGCGUCGGCUUCACCAAGUGUGUGAACUCUUCUUCAGGGAACAUGACGGAGCACAGCAUCAUGCAGACGGAGUACCUCCCCCCUAGCUUCUCCACCGAGGUGUUCUUCUUCCUGCUGGCGGCCAUGAUGUGCCUGAGUCUCGCUGCCUUCAUCGCUCUGAACAAACUCCCCCGGACGGUACCGGGUUCCACGGAGAACCUGGUGCCGGACGCAGGCUCCAUCAGCUCAGGACUGGAGAACCCGGGAGCAGAGGGGGCGACAGGGGGAGGAAACGGCCCGGGUGAGGGGGAGGCUCCGGGGAAAGUGAACCCCGACCUCUCGCUGCAGCAGCUGAUCUUCAUCUACGUGACGGUGGUCUGGGUGAACGGCGCCACCAACGGGCUGCUGCCGGCGGUGCAGACCUUCUCCUGUAAGCCGUACGGGGACCUGACCUAUCACCUGUCCACAGCGCUGGCUGCUGUCGCCAACCCAGCCGCCUGCACCGUCGCCAUGUUCUUCCCGAACAGGUCUCUGCUGUUCCUCGGGCUGCUGACGGCGCUGGGCUCGGGGUUCGGAGGAUACAACAUGGCCAUGGCUGCCAUGAGUCCCUGUCCUCUGAUGCAGGGGUCUGCAGCAGGGGAGACCAUCAUAGUGUUGUCAUGGCUCCUCUUCACGGGGACCCUCUCGUACGUGAAGGUGAUGGUGGGGGUGAUCCUGAGGGCCCGGGGCCACAGCGCCCUGGUAUGGUGCGGAGCGGCGGGGCAGGUCGGGUCCCUGAUCGGCUCCGUCACCAUGUUCCCACUCGUCAACGUCUACAAACUGUUCACCUCCGCCGACUUCUGCAGCACCAGCUGUCCGUCCUGACCGAGGAGAGGAGAAGAGAGUAGAGGAGAGGAGAGGAGUCAAUUAGCUUAGCUUAGCAUAGAGACUGGAAACAGAGGGAAACUGCUAGCAUCUGCGUACAGAUCAAACAGUACUCUAUCACUCUGAGGCGCUGGAGCCUGAUGUGUCUCUCUUAACGAGGCCCUAUCAAACUCUCUGUGCUGUUCCCCCUCCUGUAGUUCUAUAGGUGUUAGUGCAUGUAAAUGGUCUGCAGAGGCUCCUUUUGUUUACUUCUGGGACAUACUGACAUCAGCAUGAACAAUCACGCUCCUAUUGGCUAGCGCUGCGACACAUUGUCAUCACAGCAUCAGCAGGAGAGGGACUCUUUAACACUUGGACAUCAGUUCUGUUUCCUAUCACUCUGUUUACGAUCAACGUUCCUGUGAGUGGUUUGAUGCGCUGUGAUGGAAGAGCAGUUUAUAAACUUGUAUCGACAUUAAAUAUCAAAAGCUUCAGUCCAAUAAAAGCAUGUAACCAUGACCCACCACUA